AAUGCCCUGAGACAGUGGUAAGAGCCAACCUAGGUUACAACACCAUUUGCACACCACACCCCAGUCAAACCGUUGCCAAGUUAAUAAACUCAUCACCAUUUGCACAUACCAAACCCCAAGAGCCAAUAUUAUCUCCCCCUCCACCCUUUUAUAAACCCCCCAUUCGCUCCACUUCCCUACACCACCUUCAUCCUUCCGCUUUUCUUCUUCCCCAUUCUUAGUUGCUACCUUUCCCUGUUCUUCGGGUGCAUUCUCGUCCCUCGUGCUCCUUUUAGAUACCAACGAUAAUCUGCUUGGAAGGACGUCCUUUUUCUUUUGUAAUUUGUAAAACAAGAAAGAUUUGGUCUGUGCUAUUUAUGCACAUCAUUGGCAACUGCCAUCUGCUGUUCCACUCGUCCGAAGCCAUCUUCUUGCAUCAAGCGCCACCAUGUCAACGCCCCAGAGCGGCAGCGCGAGCCCAGCGACCACGGCGGCGGCGGCGGUGGAGACGAGCAAACACUGGGCGCCGCACGGGCCGAUGCUGACGGCCUGCCUCGUCAGCAUCAACGUGCUAAUGAUCCUCCUCAUCUUCUUCUACUUCUGGCGGUUCUUCUCCGGGAAGCGAGGGCCGUCUACCCCCGGAGGUGCUGAUGAGGAGUCGUCAUCGACCGACUCGUCUCCGGCGACCUCGCCGAGAGCGUCCAGGCGCCUGCGCGACCCCGACCAGCCGGACAUCCCGUCUUCCCUGCCCGUGUCCGUGUUCGACUCCAGCAGCGAGGCCGCCGGGAAGGCAGCGGCCGACUGCGCGGUGUGCAUCGUGGAGUUCCGCGACGGCGACCUGGCGCGCCUCCUCCCUCGCUGCGGGCACCGGUUCCACGCCGCCUGCGUGGACGCGUGGCUGCAUCUACACUCCACGUGCCCGCUCUGCCGCGCCAGCGUGGUCGCCCCUGCUCCGGCCGCCGCCGAGCCCAAGAACGACCCGAAAGACGACGGCGCAGAGUGCCCGGUGUGAGGCGGAUCUCUGCGCGCGCCGGCGAGCCCGCGAGCUACCAAAGCCAAGCCAGAGGAGCACGUAAACGGCGGAGGGCGACACGCGUCUUUCGGCGUCGGUGUGUCGCUAUCCCUUAGCUGACUCCUGCGGGUCGGCGAGUUUUGGCGAUCGGUGAGAUGCAUAUUUGGAUCGGAGUCUUCUUCUAUAUGUUGAUGAUGAUGUGCGUAUGAUUGGAAUUGUAAGAUUAGCAACAUAUAUAUUGCUAGAUUAGGCUCGCGUGUGAGUGUGUGCGUGACAGAAUUAGUAGUGUAAGAUCAUAUAGUACAUAUGUAAAUUAUUAAUGGAAAGCUUUGAUCGA
Messenger RNA from Triticum aestivum (bread wheat), 1328 nucleotides. RefSeq names its product E3 ubiquitin-protein ligase EL5. Bases 428 to 991 code for a protein of 187 amino acids. The record is from RefSeq and is a predicted model, not a curated record. NCBI's taxonomy places the organism in Eukaryota, Viridiplantae, Streptophyta, Magnoliopsida, Poales, Poaceae. The transcript is spliced from 2 exons.